AUGGAGCACAGCCACAUCUUCACCCUCCUUUCCCCCCCCAACAGCAGUGCCUGGAGCCCGGGGCAGCAGCCGGCCGACACUCCCCAGGGUUGCCCCCUUGGACCACUGCCCGUCAUCUACUACAGCGCCCUGCUCUGCCUCGGCCUGCCCGCCAACAUACUCACUGUCAUCAUCCUCUCCCAGCUGGUGUUACGGCGUCAGAAGUCCUCCUAUAACUACCUUCUGGCGCUCGCCGCCGCUGACAUCCUGGUCCUCCUGCUCAUCGUCUUCGUCGACUUCAUAUUGGAGGACUUCAUUUUGGGCGCGCCCCUUCCCCCCUCCCUCAACAAGGCAGUCCAGGUCCUGGAGUUCUCCUCCAUCCACACCUCCAUCUGGAUCACGGUCCCCUUGACCGUUGACCGUUAUAUUGCAGUCUGUCACCCGUUGAAGUAUCAUAGCGUUUCCUACCCGGCCCGCACACGGCGGGUCAUCAUGGGCGUCUAUAUGGGGUGUUUGGUGUCUGCGGCGCCUUACUACUGGUGGCCUGAGCUGUGGCAUGGUUUACCUGGAGGUGGUACAGGAAGUGGAGGAAGGGGGAGUAGUAGUAGUGCUGCGCAGCAUGUGCUAGUCUGGGUGCACUGCGCGACUGUCUAUCUCCUCCCCUGCUCCGUCUUCUUCUCCCUCAAUGCAAUGAUCGUCAGGAAGCUCCAGCGCCGUCGCAGCUGCUUCCGCCUGCGCGGCUACUCCACGGGCAAGACCACCGCCAUCCUGCUCGCCAUCACUUCCGUGUUUGCCGUCCUCUGGGCACCACGCACCGUCGUGAUCCUUUACCACCUGUACACGGCGCCGCCGGCUUCCCCGGGUCCCGCCCGCCUUCUGCACCUCCUAACCGAUGUGGCGAACAUGCUGGCUCUCCUCAACACCGGGGUCAACUUCUUUCUCUACUGUUUCAUCAGCAAGCGUUUCCGGACCAUGGCGGCCACGGUUCUCCGGACGUUGUUCCGAUGCCGUAAGCAGCCGCCGCCGUUCUACGCUGGACACAACUUCUCUAUCACCAGUAGCCCCUGGAUCUCCCCUGCCAACUCCCACUGCAUCAAGAUGCUGGUAUACCAGUACGAUAAGAAUGGCAAGCCCAUCUGCAUCUCCUCGUGA
Messenger RNA from Salvelinus namaycush (lake trout), 1131 nucleotides. Its product is annotated as probable G-protein coupled receptor 139. The record is from RefSeq and is a predicted model, not a curated record. Gene Ontology annotation, molecular function: neuropeptide receptor activity. Bases 1 to 1131 code for a protein of 376 amino acids. The transcript is spliced from 2 exons. Gene Ontology annotation, cellular component: membrane. Gene Ontology annotation, biological process: G protein-coupled receptor signaling pathway. Lineage: Eukaryota; Metazoa; Chordata; Actinopteri; Salmoniformes; Salmonidae.